CAUUUUUAUAAUAACAACUUAAUAAAUAAAUCCUCAUCCUGUAAUCACACUCGACUGCGAUUGGCCCAUUCUGACCAGCGCCGAGAAAAGGAGCAGUUACCACGUGACCACAGAAUAUCACUUUAAGGAACCUCGAUGAGUAGCGGUGUCGUUUUCUCGCUGGUUGAGGUGACGUUCGCUUUUAUUUAUGAUUAUCGGUUAUUUAAACUUCGACCGGACUGUUCUUUUGGUCCUUACACCAGUAGUGUUGUUUGCAAUGUCUUCAGGCGCUGGUGAAAAAUAUGUUUCUGUAGAUUUUGAAGUGUUCGGGAAUGUUCAGGGUGUUUGCUUCAGAAUGUAUACUGAGGCAGAGGGGAAGAAACUGGGAGUGACUGGUUGGGUAAAGAACACUAGAGAGGGUACUGUGGUUGGACAGGUGCAAGGACCCCCUGAGAAAGUUAAACAAAUGAAGUACUGGCUUAGCAACGUGGGCAGUCCCAGCUCUCGAAUCCACCGCGCUCAAUUCACCAAUGAGAGAGACAUCUCCAAACUGGAGAUUCACGGAUUUGGCACUCGCUACUGAAACCCUCCCAGUUUGUUCAGCUCAGACUGUUUGAGUUUCAGUCUUGACCAACAAAGAACACAAACAUUGGUAGAGAUGCUAACCAGAUCUAACCUGAACUGACACUUUAAAAGAAACAAAUCCUUCAAAGAAAAAUUCACCAAAAAUGAAAAUUAUGUCAUCAUUUACUCACACUCAUAUUGCUCCAAACCCAUAUGACUUUAUUUCUUUCUUCCAUGGAACAGAUUUAAUAUACAGUGCUGUUGAAUCCUUUUUGAUCAGCCUGAGCUCAUAGAAAUUAUGUGACUGUCGCGACAUUUUUGCAAAAUGAUAUUUCGCGGUUCAUUACAUGUAUCGCAGCAGGUCCAAGGUGAAAUCUCCACUGUGUGGUGCUAAAAGUGAGUAAAAUGUUCUCUUAAACCAUUGAGGUUUUUAAGGUUAAUGCUCUAUUGAGUUUUAAAUCAAUAAAACCGACCUCCCUACCCUAAACCUAAACCUAACGGAAAAAGCAAUGGUGAGAUGAAAAACGCAAUGGAUUGAGCUUGAACAAGCUUGUAAAUGUAGUAGGUUAUGUAAUGCAAAUGUUAAAAUAUAUUAGCCGUUAUAGUAAAAGUGUUUAGAUGACAUAAGAUAGCAUUGUGUGAGGAACAGGGCUAAAAGUAGGUGUUUAUGAACUGAUAAUCUGCCGUUUACUCGUGAUUUGUGUGAAAGUGAAUAAAAAUCGUUGUUGUUGUAGUGCCUCCAGUUCUCGUUUCACUAUUAUUCACUUGUUUUUAUUGUUGCUUGUGUUUGUACUGUGUACUACUGUUCUGCUAUCUUCAAGGGUUGCCAAACUUAAUUUCAUUGUGUUGUAUACAAUGACAAUAAAGCAUCUUAACUCUUAAGGAAACUGCCGCUGUACGUACCAAGUAAAAAUCAUUUUGCAAAAAUGUUGGUAUAGUAACGUGAUUCUAUGAGACCAGGUUGUUUUUAAUGAUUGAAAGCUCUAGUCCUCAUUCAUAGUAAUUGCAUGGAAAAAAGCGACCAGUACAUUCUUCAAAAUCUCUCUUUUUGGGUUCCAGAAAGUAAUUAAUUUGGAUUUGGAAUGCAUGAGGGUGAGUAAAUGAUGAUAUCAUUUUCUUUUUCGGCUGAACUAUUCUUUUAACCACUAAUUAUGUUUACUGUUAAAUGUAUAUUAGCAUAUUUUUGUAAGUACAAAUGAAUUGUUAGAUAUAACCCAACAUCCUGCUUCCUAACAAAAUACAAACAAGGAAUGGUUGCCAGUAUUAUUUUACUUGAACAGCCAAUUAAAACUCAUCCUGAAAUAUAAUAUAUGAAAUGGUGAUAACUAAUAAAACUCCAUCAGUACACAAAA
This is a messenger RNA of Myxocyprinus asiaticus (Chinese sucker), 1895 nucleotides long. RefSeq names its product acylphosphatase-2-like. The coding region runs from base 188 to 562 and encodes 124 amino acids. The transcript has 4 exons. NCBI's taxonomy places the organism in Eukaryota, Metazoa, Chordata, Actinopteri, Cypriniformes, Catostomidae. Gene Ontology annotation, molecular function: acylphosphatase activity. The record is from RefSeq and is a predicted model, not a curated record.